AUGUCGCAGCGACAGCCUCUAGCUAUCGUUGGCUAUGCUUAUCGGGCACCCGAUGUUGGUCGGAAGGGUCUUUGGGAGUUUUUGGAGCAAGGAAAACUCGCAUGGUCGCCGGUACCCUCUAACCGAUUCAACCAUGAUGCCUAUUAUCAUCCAAACGCGGAGAAAGCGGGCUUCAUCUCGUCCAAGGGGGGUCACUUUCUGCCAGACGAUCCGUACGCUUUCGAUCCAUCUUUCUUCAAGAUCAGUGCCGAGGAAGCAAAGUUCAUGGAUCCCCAGCAGCGGUGCCUACUUGAAUGUGCCUUUGAGGCUGCAGAGAGCGCUGGUAUUCCACUUUCGGAUCUCCUGGGCUCCAACACGGGAGUUUUUGCAUCUGGUACCGAUCCAGACCACGCCAUUGCGAUCGCAAAGGACUUGAUGAACUCAUCAAAGUACGCCGCUUUUGGAUCUUCGCAAUCCAUGUUCGCCAACCGCUUGUCUCAUUUCUUUGGUCUCACUGGACCAAGCGUUGCUGUAGACGCGGCCUGCUCUUCCAGUACCUACGCACUGCAUCUCGCGUGUCAAAGUAUUCUGGCUGGAGACUGUUCUGCGGCCUUUGUCGGAGGCUCGAAGCUACUCAUCGGCCCGUUUGGGUGGACAGGGCUUGAUCAGCUGGGUGCAACUUCACCGGAAGGUAGGAGUUUUGCCUUUGAUAGUAGGGCGUCUGGCUUCGGAAAAGGCGAGGGGGCUGCCUGUUUGAUCAUCAAGCGACUUUCAGACGCGCUCGCUUGUGGUGAUUCGAUCCAAGCCAUCAUUCGUAAUACCGUCUGCAACCAUUCAGGAGCUACACAAGGUAUUUCGAUGCCUUCCCGUAGUAGUCAAGAAGAGCUUCUGUUCAAUUUACAUCGCGAUGUUGGAAUGGAUCCCGAUGAGACUGCAUUUGUGGAGGCCCAUGGUACUGGAACCCCUGUUGGGGAUCCAAUCGAUGCCGGUGCUAUUGCAUCAGUAGUCGGACGUCACAGAUCGCCCUCCAAUCCCGUAUAUAUCGGGGCGGUGAAGUCAAAUUUCGGCCAUCUCGAAGGUGCUAGCGGUUUGAUCUCAAUCAUCAAAUGCAUCAUGAUGCUGGAGCGCGGGAUCAUGCUGCCUAAUGCUGACUUUUUGGAGAUGAACCCCGAAAUCGAGGGUCAUGAUCGAUUAAAGGUAUUGGCUAAUUCGAUGCCCUGGCCGUCUGGGGCACGGAAGAGAGUCUGUGUUACCAAUUUUGGCUUCGGUGGAAGCAAUGCAGCGAUCCUGCUCGAACAGGGGUCAAGGGAGCUCUCCGAGGAGCAUCGCGUGAUGACCAACGGAAACGGCAUUAGAACGAACGGCAUCGAGGGUGCAGUGAACGGUAACGAUGUCUACCCUGGUAUCAAAGGCGUUCGGCUAAAGAAGAUGAUCGAAACUCAUGUUGACACACUGGCAGGUUUCAACAACAUGAUGACGCCUAGUGGUCAUGCCAACAACGGCGUGGCGGAGCAUUUAUAUGUCUUCUCUGCGCAAUCUCGGAAUAGUCUUGAGGCAUACCAAUCUUCCUUUGCAGACUACUUGGCAGGGAAACCAACGUCGGCUGGAUUUGCUAAAAACCUUGCCUAUACUCUUGGGCAGCGAAGAACGCAUUUCGCUCACCGUGUCGCCUUGGUGGCAGAGUCUACAAGAUUGUUGAAGGAUCAGCUGCAGUCGGUGGCCAAAAGUACCAGACCAGGGAAGACGGAAGACCCUGUAGUUGCAUUUAUUUUCACCGGACAAGGUGCACAAACCUUCCGAAUGGGCGCCGGUCUACAGAAAUACGAGCAAUUCGCGGAAGCAAUUCAGGCGGCCGAACAGCUUCUUGUGACUCUGGGAGCUACGUGGUCCCUGAGCGAAGAACUCAAUAGGGACAAGCUCGAGUCCCGGAUCGAUGAUCCCGAAAUCAGUCAACCGGCAUGUACUGCAAUACAGCUUGCCCUUGUUAUUCUGCUUAAGUCAUGGGGCAUAUUUCCUGCAGCUGUCCUCGGGCAUUCCAGCGGGGAGAUUGCAGCAGCCUUCACUGCUGGCCUUGUUUCAUUCGAAGCUGCAAUUGCGAUUGCCUAUUUCCGGGGCAUCGCUGCCAAGGAGAUUGCUGCUGAUCAAGGUGUAGACGGAGCCAUGUUGGCCGUCGGGACGAGUGCCCAGGAAGCACGGAAGCUGUUGCAAGGUUCCAAAGGCUAUGCAGUUGUUGCAGCGGUCAACAGUCCUAACAGUGUGACAAUAUCCGGAGAUGUGGAUACCAUCCAGCGUGUUCACCAACAGGCAGAGCAGCAGGGGCUUUUCGUGCGGAGGCUAAAAGUUACAGUAGCUUAUCAUUCGCGCCACAUGGAAAGAGCGGCAGAUUCAUAUCUGGCAUCUAUCACGCCGCACUGCUCUGCCAAAUCAAAACCAACCGACCAGCAACCGACGACGCCACGAUUCAUAUCGUCAGUCACAAGAACGGGAGAGACUGCUGAUCCAACUCUUGCAUCGUAUUGGGUCAAGAACCUAGUCCAACCAGUGCAGUACCUGCAAGCUGUGGAGACACUAUACUCGAGCCGUGGGAGUAUUGAUGGAAACGGCCAGGGACCGGAUAUCAUGAUUGAGAUUGGUCCACAUCCAGCACUCCAAAGUGCUACAAAACAAACAUUGGAAUGGAUCGCCAGCGGUGGUCAGAAUCAAGCGGAGCACGUGAAGUAUGUCCCUACGCUCAUGCGUACCAUGGUAGCCACGACGUCACUACUGAAAUUGGCCGCCUCUUUGUUUGAGGGAGGAUUGGACAUCAACCUCGCCGCUGUCAACGAGACCAGAUCAUCUGGGGUGCAAAUCAUCGACGAUCUCCCGGCCUACGCAUGGAAUAAGGCCGACCGAUACAUCCUACAGACUCGAAUGGCGACCAAUUGGCUUCACCAAGGGGGCCCAUACCAACGCCUCCUCGGUUCAAGGAGUCCCUACAGCGAAGGAAAUGAACAUGUCUUUAGAAACGUCUUCACCCUGGACGACCUGCCCUGGAUUCGGGACCAUUUCAUCAAUGGCGAUGUCCUUUUUCCCUUCACUGGUUUCGUAUCUUUAGCCAUUGAGGCCUUGAGGUCGCUUACCACCGACGUGGCACCGGCCGUGCUCAUCAAAGAGUUUCAUGUUAAAGCUAGCCUGGUGAUUGAGGAGGACGAACGCGUCGACUUGACCACCAAACUUCGUCCUGCCCCAACGGGCUCAGCAACUGUUUCGCCCACAGCCUGGUUCGUCGACAUUCUGUCCUGGUCCAACUCCCACCAAUGGACGCAACAUGCAUAUGGUCUGAUUGAGGCAGAUCAUAGCCACGAAUCCCUCGCCGAAAGCCCACACGUCCAAUCUGCGCUGCAGAUACUCAAUCGCAAGACACUUCAGGAGCUUGAUGCGCAAGGUGAGUACGCUGCAUUGAAAGCGAAUCGGGGAGUCGUUUACGGCCCAUCCUUCCGGCUCAUGACUGGUCUUUGGCGAGACUCAGCUGCCACCGUUUCGACCUUGGUAUUAGGCCGCCUAGACCCCGACCCUCAUGCGCACCCAGAAGCGUCCCCGGUGACCGUGGAUCCACCUCUGCUAGACAGCAUCUGUCACGCUUUCGGCCCCAUGUUGGGGAGUGACAGACCGGGGCCUACUAUGGUGCCUUCAUUCUGCCUUCAGUUCCGAAUAUCAAACCGUAUCGCUGCGGAUGCCGGGCGGGAAUUCAAGGUUGUUUCCACGCUCGUGGGUCGUCCCGAGAAGUCAGAGGCGCAGGUGCGGCUCGUUUUGUUUGAGAUGUCGACAGAUUCUUUGCCUCCGAAGCCUGUCGCCGAGAUUGGCCCCCUCAGGCUGCAAGGCAUUGAGCGAGGGAAUGCAAUUGGUUUGCAAUUGCCGGAGAGCUAUACCUUCAAGCAUGUGCCGUACACGAAUCUCAUGGACACACGCGCCCUCUCCGAGAUGGUUCAGGGUAAUCCGGCGACCCAAGAUGAACUGAGCAAGCGGCAUGAUUUGGACCGUGCUGCUGUACAUUUCCUGUCCCGCAUGUUCCAGGAGAUUACGGACGACGACACAUCGAAUGUGCCUGUACAUUACGCCAAGUUCCUCGCCUGGGCCAGAAGGGCUAUCAAGGCAUCACAACAUGCAACCACCGAUGCUGCAGCAUUAUUGGCCAAGGUCUCGUCAUCGUCUGACACCGGGAAGAUGGUUUGUGCAGUCGGCGCACAGCUCCCCCAGAUCAUCAGGGGGGAACAGCUUCCGAUGAGUAUCAUGCUUGAGGAUGGCUUACUCCAGCGUGCCUAUGAACAAUACUCAACCUCUCGCUUAAAUCAAGCGGCAGCAAAUUAUAUCGCACUAUUGGCAGCAUGUAAUCCCGAUCUCAGGAUCUUGGAGAUUGGUGGAGGGACGGCAAGUGCCACGCUACCUGUCCUUGAGGGUAUUCAAAGGGCAACAGAAGGACUGCUGUCUUCCUAUCAGUAUACUUUCACCGACAUCAGCGCCUCAUUCUUCGACAACGCCCGGACGAAACUGUCUCAAUGGUCCGGGCAGCUGAGUUACAGUAAAUUGGAUAUCAGCCAGAAUCCUCUUUCACAAGGAUUUGCUGCAGAGUCAUACGAUGUCGUGCUAGCCAGCAACGUGCUCCAUGCUACGCCCGACAUGGUCGAGACUCUGAAGUAUGUGCGAGCGGUGCUGAAACCCCAUGGGAAGCUUAUCCUUGUCGAGGGCGUGGUUGAAACUCCACAGCCCCAUGUGCUGCCGUUCGCCUUACUUGAAGGAUGGUGGCUGUCGGAGGACUCCUACCGCUCGACGUCCGAUGGACCGUUCUUCAACAAGGAGCUGUGGAGCGAUCUACUCCGCUCAACUGGCUUCACUGGGGUGGAGGGUUUUGUGGAUGAUUAUCCAGGGCGGCCAGAACACCUUCACUCUGCAAUGUGGUCGACAAGAUGUGACACGGAAAGAACUUGCAACGAGAAAGUCGACAUCUCUGUCUAUCACUGCGUUUCCCAAGAAGACGUCGGGUUUGCAGAGAUGGUCUCUAAUGAUCUGGCCCAUAAGCUUGACUGUACAACGUCCGUCAAGCAUCUUGUCCGGGAUCACCACGACAAGCAGACCUCGAUCUGCGUCAUCCUGGACAGCCAUCAACACAGCAUGCUGAGUGAUCUAUCAUCGGCCAUGUUCCACGCCAUUAAAAACCUCCUCCUGCACACUCCUAGUCUGCUCUGGGUUUUGCCAGACCAGUCUCACCCUGACGCGUCCAUAAUCAGAGGCAUAUUGCGUUCUCUGCGCCUCGAAAUCAGCACCAGCAGAUUCGUCCUGCUCGAAGCUCCUUGCAAUGCACGUGGCUCUGAAGCGAUUGCGCGACUCGUGAAGAAUAUGAUGCAGGAGGUAAAUUCUACGAUCCACGGCGAGCAGGAAUAUGUUCUCGUGGAUGAUGUACUUCAUGUGCCUCGACUGGGAAUUGUCGAAACCGCGAAGGAGGUGUUUGCAGCCGAAGCGGGCGGAACAGUGAUGAGGGAACAGAACAUCCGCCACGCCGAGGAUGCUAUCGAGAUGACUUUGGACGCGGUCGGCAGUCCGGAUUCGUUAUAUCUCCGCGCCAGUGACAUCCUGAGCACAGAGCUGGGCGCCGACGAAGUCAUUGUCCGCGUUGCGGCAGUUGGUAUCAACUUCAGAGAUCUACUGCUGGUCCUCGGAUCCUUGCCAUGGCAUGCUCUCGGUUUUGAGGGCGCAGGCGUGGUGGCCCAAGUUGGAACCCGCGUGAACGACCUGCACGUCGGCGACCGCGUCUUCUACGUCGUCAACGAAGGCGGCAUGGCCAACUUCGUACGGAUGUCCAGCGUGCGUGCCCAUAGAAUACCCGACGGUCUGGCCAUGGUUGACGCGGCCUCCUUGCCAAUUGCCUUCAGCACGGCGAUUAUGAGUAUCAUCGAGAUUGGCCGUCUCCGCAAAGGCCAAACUGUGCUUAUCCAUAGCGCGUCGGGAGCAGUUGGACAGGCCUGCAUCAUGAUUGCUCAACAAAUCGGCGCCCGGAUAUUUGCCACCGCAGGCUCGACCGAGAAAAGAGAAUUCGUUGCGAAAACCUAUGGCAUCGCGACCGCUCACAUAUUCUCGAGUCGGAAUUCCGACUUCAAACACAGGAUCCUACAGGCAACCGAUGGGCACGGGGUUGAUCUCGCCGUUAAUUCACUGAGCGGCCCUCUACUCCAGGACACUUGGGAUUUGAUUGCCGAAAAUGGUAUAUUCGUCGAGAUUGGCAAAAAGGACCUUCUCGAGAACAAGUACCUGCCCAUGAGAAAUUUCGACAAAAACAUCACUUUCAGCGCUAUCGAUCUACGGAAGUUUGCCGCCGCACGACCUAAGGCCGUGAAGGAAUGGUUAUCAACUAUCGUCCGCAUGCUUGAAGGCCAAGAAAUCAUGCCUGUUCGUCCCCUGACCAGCGUCUCGAUCUCCCAAGUCAAAAGUGGUCUGCGAAAGCUACAGUCCGGUACAAACAUUGGCAAGAUUGUUGCGACGGUGGAAGAUGAAAGUGUCAUGGUAGAGCGCCCUUCGCUGCGGAGGCUAAGCUCGGAAGGUCUGCUACAUCCAGAUGCCACAUACCUGAUCACCGGUGGCACUGGAGGGAUUGGUCGCGCAUUGGCAUCCUGGAUGAUCAAGAAAGGGGCCCGGAACGUGGCUCUGCUAGGACGCAGCGGCGAUUCUAACCCAAAUGUGGCCAAUCUGCUGAAACGAUACGAGGGUACUGAUAUCUGCAUCCGAGCUCUCGCCUGUGACGUCAGCUCUCGCCCUGACAUGGUUCGCGCCGUGGAAGCGUUAGCAGAUCUUCCACAAGUACGAGGUGUGGUUCACGGGGCUCUCGAAUUACGGGAUAGGAUCCUUGCCAACUCUACCUUCGAAGACUGGCAGCGAACCAUGGGGCCCAAGGUUGAGGCAGCGUGGCAUCUACAUGAGCUCUUGCCAGAUCUCGAUUUCUUCGUAUCUCUGGGCUCCAUGUUAGGCGUCGGUGGCCGAGCUGGGCAGUCUCUCUAUGGAGGAACUUCGACGUUUCUCGACGCAUUCUCAGAAUACCGAAUCCGGUUGGGACUGCCUGCUGUUACCGUCAGCCUGCCCCUUGUCGAGGGUGUCGGUAUUGCCUUCGAUCGCGGCAUCGUCCAACACUUGCAAGGCACCGUGGGCGCCAGCAUAAACGAAGAUCAACUUUUCACUCUGAUCCAUGGGGCCAUCAUUGGGCCAUCUUCUGGACUCAAUGCCCAUGGAAGAAGCCUGUCUUGCACGCUCGCGUCGAAGACGGAGGCCGACGACUUGCCGUGGGAGCACAUAAGCCCAUUGUCUGUGAUAGGGCGUCUACGAAAUAGAGCCGGCGGUGUCGAUCCUUCUUCCAACGAAAGCAAGAAGCUCCAAGGUCAUCUACAGAAUGCGUCUCCGGAGCUACUUUUAGAGGCCUUGGGCGACAAGGUAUCGUCGAUUACGAGGAUCGACAGGGACGAGAUUACGCCCGACAGGAGUUUACUUGACUACGGACUCGAUAGCCUGUUCUCCCUGGAGCUUCGGAAUUGGAUUCGACGGCAAUUGAACGUUGACAUGGCGCUCAAAGACAUUACUGCUGCCCCUAAUUUGAAAACUUUGGUCCAGCGGAUUACUGCUCGCAUGACAUCCGUCUCGGCUCCUCCACAGAUUCAACCUCUCGCCAAGGCCGUUACUGAAAGUGGUUCGACACCCAGCUCUUCCAGUCAUUCGCCCGAAAGUGUGGUCUUACCACGACUCCCACUCUCUCCCCUGCUCGGUCUUCAAUCUGACGACGAGCGAGACAGCAUAGAGGAGCAGCUCCAGUCUAUCGGCAUUGAUCCAUCUAAUGUGGAGUUGGUGUUGCCUUGUGCACCGGUACAAGAGGGUAUACUUUUCGCUCAAUUGAAAGGUCAGGCGCGCCAAUACUUUGACUAUUGGCCCAUGAAAAUUACAGUCAAAGAUGACACCGGUCAUGUCGAUGUUGACCAGGUCGAAGCGGCCUGGAAAGCCGUCUGUGUGGCUCAACCUAUACUCCGGACGGUCUUUACGAGCUCUCGAUCGAGCGUAGGCGCCUUCCAGCAAAUCAUCCUGAAAAACACAGACCCCCAUAUUUCUCAUACGACGGUUGAUCCGCAGGCCAAACUGAAUGCGAUUCGGAACACCAUGGGAGAACCGCAGUUUGCUGCAGCGCAACCACCACAUCAACUACAUCUCGCCCGAGCGUCUAGCUCUGUCAUUUACGCUAUCUUCUACGUGAGCCACGCUCUUUACGAUUACAGAUCGAUCCAGCUCAUUGGUGAGCAGCUUCGCCAGGCCUAUUCCGACUUGGGUAGCAUACGCAAAGGGCCCAGCUUGAGCCGAUAUAUUAGCUGGGUACAAAAUCAUUCGUUGAAAGCGAGAGACUACUGGAAAGCAUACUUGUCCGGCGCUCGACCGUGCUCCAUCCCCGCUCUGGACAGCUCCGAGUCAAGUCUUCUUGACAAGACUCUGCCACCAUACGUCGAUGUAUCGAUCAACCAGCUCUCUCUGCUCCAACCAUUCUGUGGCCGACACGGCGUGACAGUGGCAAACUUGGUGCAAGUUGCAUGGGGAAUGGUGGUCCGUGAGCUUACUGGGUCGCGGUCCGUGAUAACUUUUGGUUGUGCCCAGUCCGCAGUUGGAGCCAUCGAGGGUGAUGAAACGACGCUGGGCCCGCUCCUGGCGAAUAUCACCUGCUGUUUCCAUCUGGAUCCCGGGACAACGCUGUUGGAAUUGCUUCAGCGGGCAAGAGAAGACUCAGUACAUGCUCUGGAGCUUCCCAAUUUCGCCAUGGCCGAACUCGACGAGGCUGUCGGUCUUGGGCAAUCAUCACGUUUCGAUACGGCUGUGACAAUCGUCCGUAUGGCUCCAGAGACGCCUGCGGCACCGGAUGGCAUCCAGGUUCAGCACGUGCAGCCCGAAGAAAUCUAUACUGAGAAUGUUCUAUUGUUGGGUGUCGGUUAUGAUAACAACACUAUCGGUGCCAGGCUGUACUACGAUGUAUCCAGGGUUUCCAGGUCGUUGGCGGAACACGCCGGGGGCUUGUUUGCAACCGUGGCCAAGAAGAUCCUUGGUGACCCAGAUCAGUCAAUCCAGGCGCUCGAGUCAUCAAUCAACCAACCGACCGCCAUCUUUUGCGCUCGGGAUGUUGCAAAAAGCAUAUAUCGCGAAGCAGCUUCUUCGAUUGAGCUGCCAACCAGCUCAAUCGAAGACAUAUAUCCCUGCACUCCUUCGCAACAGCAUCAGAUCCUGGCCUCUGUCCAGCGGAAGAGCGGCGGUUGCAUGGAUCAGUACGUCUUCCGAGUACCAGAACAUGUAUCAACAACCAGGCUUUGCGACGCAAUCGAUAUCGUGGCAACGUCCAGCCCUUCGCUGCGGACCCGAUUUGUGUCCUUGAAGCAGGGCAGUACUUUCCAAGUCACUGUGAAAACCACGCCGUCGUGGAAUUCCGAGACUUCCCUCUCGGAUUAUCUUUCUUGGGAUAGGAACUUCCACAUCCGCUACGGUGGGCCAAUGUGUCGAUUUGGCGAGGUUAAUGAGCCAGAUGGCAAGAACUACCUGGUCCUCUCACUACAUCCGGCCAUCUACGAUCCGUGGAGCCUCGAGCUUAUCAUGACUGCAAUCAGCAAAGUCUAUGAAGACCAUGGCAAACCGCCACACCCGUUCCAAUCCUUGGGCACAUAUAUUUGUCGUUUAUCACACCGUCAGGACGCGCUCGAUGCACAGAGAAUCUUGUCGGCUCGGCCCCAAUGGUCCUACGAAGCAUCAUCCCAGUUCCCAAUCGUGCCCCACGACGCACCCGAUGCAGAUCUUGCUGACUCAAGAUCGUUGGCGAUUCCACUGCCACGGACUGAUACAGGCAAUGAUAUUGGAACAACCAUGGCCGUUCUGCCUGCUGCCUGGGCUUUGUGCCUCUCAAGACUGAAUGGGGACGGGAAAGCCUGCUUCGGCAUCCAUGUGAGUCGCCGUGAUGAAUCGAUUGACGGAAUCGCUCGCACGACGGGGCCGAUUGCAGCCAUCGUCCCAUGUGCUGUGGACCUGACCACGCUGGAUAACGGCGACUCGCUUCUUGGAGCCGUACGGGAAGACGUUCAGGCAACAACACCAUCCCUAGAAGCAUUGAAUCAACGUGAAGCGUCUGCAAGCGAUAGCCUAGGAACGACGUCCGACUCGUUCAGAAAUGUCUUGAUUGUUCACCCAAAUCCUGCCUCCACCAAGCAAACAGGGCCGCCAGAGAUACUGGAACUCAUGCAAACGAGACUGUCUGAGAUCUCAUUCGACGGAGCUAGGCUUGUUACGAAUUGCAGAGUUCAACGCCACGGGAUGUUGUCGAUCGAAAUGCAGUUCGACAACCGAAUUAUUUCAGGGGAAGACAUCGAGAUCCUGCUGCACCAAUAUAAGCAUGCUAUUACCCAACUCGUCCUGGAAGGCACUGCUCCGCUGGCCGACUUGGAUCCCAUGAGCAGUCAUGAGAGGUCACUACUCCUUGAAUGGAACACAAACAGCCCGAGCUCCGUGGAAUGCUGCAUUCAGAACCAGGUGCGAGAUGUGGCUAAAACGGCGCCGACAGCGCCUGCUAUUUGUGCCUGGGACUGCAACCUCAACCACGAGCAGCUGGACGACCUCUCGGAUCGAAUGGCUGCUCUGCUUCGAAAGAAUGGCGUCAAGACAGGAACCAUUGUGCCAUAUUUCUGCGAGAAGUCCGCCGCAGCUAUCGUCGUCAUGUUGGCAAUUCUUAAAGCUGGAGCAGCUCUGGUCGGCAUGGACUCGGAUCAUCCUGCCCAAAGGCUCGACGCCAUCUUGACCGAAGUUGAUGCGUCUAUCGUUGUCAUCUCGACCACCUUGCGUGAGAAAGUCAACGCCAAGGUGCAGGUCAAGAAUGCUGUGGUGGUGGAUGCCGAAAGCAUUCAACAUCUUCCCCGCGGCGGCCCUGGGCAUGUUGCGGUUCAACCGUCGGAUACUUGCUUCGUCCUCUAUACGUCAGGCAGCACCGGCAUUCCUAAGGGCGUCGUGGUUUCGCACUCCAAUUUUGCUACGAGUGUGCACCAUCAACGCGGGUUUGCGGGCAUGUCGGCAGCGACUAGGACCUUGCAAUUCUCGAACUUCAUCUUCGAUGCGGUCAUGAUCGAAGUCUUUAUGACCUUGGUGUCCGGAGGCUGCGUCUGUAUACCCCAGGAAGCGGAGAGGCUCAAUGACCUUUGCGGCGUGAUACAACGAACGCGUGCCAAUUUUGCGAUACUGCCACCGUCAACAGCAAGCCUACUGAGUCCUGCCGAGAUCCCGACUUUGCACACACUAUGCCUCGUUGGGGAACAACUUCCACGGCACAUGGUGGACCGUUGGAGCAACAUUCGUCUGAUCAAUGGCUACGGGCUCAGCGAGACAACCAUCUCCACCUCACUUCGUCGUGUGUCACCCGAUUCCGGCAAACAUCAUCUCAAUAUUGGGCACCCGAUUGGUUGUCGAUAUUGGGUUGUCGACCCUAAUGACCACGACCGACUGGUGGCCCUCGGGUGUCUUGGGGAGCUUCUGGUUCAGGGGCCUGUGGUCGCCCAAGGCUAUCUGAAGAACGCCGAGAAGACUAGAGAAGCCUUCAUCCCGCCACCCAAAUGGAUCAGCGACUUCCCAUCACUCGAUCUGUCGUCGCAACGAUGGUACAAAACAGGAGAUCUGGUAAUGCAAACGGCGGACGGGUCAGUAACGAUGCGCGGCCGUAAGGGAACUCAGAUUAAGCUCGCUGGCCAGAGGAUCGAAUUGGAGGAGAUUGAGCAUCAUCUCCGGCAACUAUCCGACCCCAGCUGGAAAAUUGCGAUGGAGCUCAUCAGGCCGGAUAAUCAGGAUCAGGACGCAUGUCUAGCUAUGUUCUUUGCUGCCAUGAAUGCGAACGACGAAUCCAGAGCUUCAGAGACACCCUGUCAAUUCUUAUCACCCUUUUCGCAAGAGGCCUUGAUGCUCAGGCAAGCUCUAACCUCCAAGCUUCCGUCCUACAUGAUACCGCAGUACUUCAUCCGCCUGAACCGACUACCGCUUACGAGCUCCAACAAAACCGACCGGCAAGCACUCCGCACGCUAGGUGGCAGCCUUUCACCGGAACAGCGAAGUGCUUAUUCUGGGCUUGGGGUUGCUUCCAGUCAAGUGAUGACGCCGCAGCAAGUCAUCGAUGGCGAGUCGCAGAUCAAACACGGCAAGGACCCCCAGGCGGAGCUCCGCAAACUUUGGGCCCGAACUCUUGCUUUGCCUUUGCAUGAUGUCCAGGCGACGGAUGAUUUUUUCAGUCUCGGUGGGAGUUCUCUCCGGGCGAUGCGAUUGGUCAACGCUGCACGCCGAGCUGGCUUCGCAUUGACAGUCGAAGAUAUAUUUAACACGCCUGUGCUCUCGGAUCUCGCUGCGGCAAUGCGCCCGGUAGCAUCUGCUGGUGGCAGCACUGGGCGUGCAGGGGCCAGUCUUAUGCCACGGCCGCCGAAGCCCUCCUCUGCUACGGCUGUCAGCAGCGAGCUGAGGAGUUGCCUCAUGCAGCAUGGCUUCGAGAUGGAAAAGAUCGAGAGUGUGGUGGAGGCGACCGACACCCAGGCCGACCUUCUUGCAGUGUCAGAGUUGGAUGGCCAAGGGUUCAAUCCCAGAUUCGUCAUGGAAUUCGGAGCAGCCGGUCUCGAUCUCGCACAGAUGACCGAGGCUUGUGAGGUGGUCCUAAGGCAGCAUCAUCUCUUGAGAACGAUAUUCGUACAGCAUGGGGCCACUCUUCAACAGGUGGUGUUGAAAUCUCCACCAAGAGGAAGCGUGCAAGUCACUACCGACGAGGAAGAAUUCGAAGAUACAAGUGGGUACUAUGUUGGGAUGAAGACGAUGCUCGAGGAUAGGUUGCCCCGAUUCCGUCUACUUGCCAGGGGAGACAGAUGCCAUAAGCUGCAUCUCCAGAUCCACCACGCGGUCUACGAUGCCAUCUCACUCCCCAUCAUCUUCAAAAAUCUGGAGGCAAUAUACAGGCAGGAGGCUGUUGCAACUGGUCCGAGCUUCCACAGCUGGGUUUCUCAUAUUCGUUCCCUGGACAAAACCGCGGCGAGGGAAUUCUGGGCUCAGACAUUGAAAGGUUCAUCGAUGGCAUACGUUGUGCCGCAUCCCAAAGGGCGACGACCAACCUCGGGUAGUCCCUGCAGCGAAGAGAUUCUGAUACGGGUUCCAAUGAUCAAGACAUCCCAUGGGACCUGCGCAAACGUCGUCCACGCUGCAUGGGCGCUGGUGCUCUCGCACAUCACCGGCAAGCAAGAUGUCGUGUUCGGAAGCGGCCACGCCAAUCGAGACCCCGCCUCCUUCCCCGACGUCGACCAAGUCCUCGGUCUUUGUAUGAAUUAUAUCCCGGUCCGAGCUCGACUCGACACCAAAGCUAGCCUGGGCGGCUUGGUCGCGCAGAUCCAGGCCCAGGCGGUGGCCACCAUCCCGCAUCAACAUCUCGGUGUCCGUGACAUGAUACAGACCUGCACAGAUUGGCCAGCGUGGACACGGUUCAGCAGCGUUUUGCUGUAUCAGAACGAUGAAGCGAUGCAGACGUUCGAGCCCGGGGUCAGAUUCGGAGAUGUCGAUUGCACGAUCAAGGGUAUUGGCGGAGUGGGCCAGGCUUCGGAUCUGUGGCUUCAAGUCUCGCCGUCGGCGUCCAUGAAGGAGCUCAUGGUACAGGUGUGGUACUCGCAGCGCACUAUUCCCGAAGAGAGAGCACAAUCAAUCGCGCGUCUUUUCCAAUCGGUGCUCGAAUCGAUGCCAUUGGCACUGGAGCGGCCGCUCCAGGAAAUCACUGAAACGCUGAAUAAGACAAUGCCGGCUGGCAGUGUCACGGCCGAUUUCGAUCAUCCCAGCCAUCCAGUCGAUGAUGCUUCAACAAACGGUACAGCAUCAACGUCUACCCCGAGUGCUCUCACACUGGCCAUAGUCUCGCAGGCCUGGGAUGAUGUCAGUCUUGUCGUACCUGCCGCUGGUACUCAGACACAGGACGAAAAGACAGUUGAUGAUCAGUCCAUGUUCUGGGGCGGAGCCGGUAGCGCCGAUCUGGUCACCACGUUGCUGUUAUCCCGCUACUAUCAGCGAAAUGGGUAUAAAUUGAGCAUGCAGGAUCUUAUUGACAAUCCUACUCAAAAGGGGCAGGCAGGUCUACUCGAAGCGCUGAAGGAAUAG
Messenger RNA from Microsporum canis CBS 113480, 14163 nucleotides. RefSeq names its product polyketide synthase. Gene Ontology annotation, biological process: fatty acid biosynthetic process. The transcript is spliced from 11 exons. The record is from RefSeq and is a predicted model, not a curated record. Lineage: Eukaryota; Fungi; Ascomycota; Eurotiomycetes; Onygenales; Arthrodermataceae. Bases 1 to 14163 code for a protein of 4720 amino acids. Gene Ontology annotation, molecular function: fatty acid synthase activity; oxidoreductase activity; phosphopantetheine binding.